UGACGUUGUAGAACGGCUGUGGAUGAUCCGUUCGAGUGUAGCUGCCUGAUAUAUACGAGGGGAAAGCAUCUUUCUGAGUGAGAAUGAAUGUGGGUGUAGCACACAGUGAGGUAAACCCAAAUACAAGAGUUAUGAACAGUCGUGGAAUGUGGCUGACUUAUGCCCUUGGAGUUGGAAUGCUUCACAUUGUACUACUUAGUAUUCCUUUCUUCAGUGUCCCCGUGGCCUGGACACUAACCAAUGUCAUUCACAACCUGGGAAUGUAUGUGUUUCUGCAUGCAGUAAAGGGAACUCCAUUUGAGACUCCAGAUCAAGGUAAAGCAAGACUCCUUACACACUGGGAACAGCUAGAUUAUGGUGUGCAAUUCACAUCAUCCCGGAAGUUUCUCACUAUAUCUCCUAUCAUCUUGUACUUCCUAGCUAGCUUCUACACGAAGUAUGACCCAACGCACUUUUUCAUUAACACCGCAUCUCUUCUCAGUGUCCUCAUUCCCAAAUUGCCACAACUGCAUGGCGUACGAAUCUUUGGCAUCAACAAAUACUGAAAAGAAAAUCUGGGAAAAGUUUCUUUUCAAGUGCACACGUUCUUGGCUCUGGCUUUUUCUGUUCUAUUAGAAUGGGUAGCCUAUUAGGCCAUUAACAGUUUAUACAUAAAAGAUCUAGCUGUAUCUUCUUUGUAAGCUGUUGGAAUCCACAUGGACUUUGAAAAGAAGGCUCCGCUCCCAGAAUGUUUUGGGAGUAGUAGAUGUUCUAGAAGGGUUUUUUCCUUUUAUUUGCUGGGCAGGCCCAGUGUUCACAUGCCGUUUGCAGUGUAUAAACAAGACUGACAUAGGUUACAAAGACGUUGGAUUGAACUUCUAAUGGGGAAUUCAUAGAUACAUUUCUAAGAAAUAUUUAUUUCAUUUUAUUUUUUCUAUCAAGUUAAGCAAUUCCAUUUGUAAGGUAAAUCUCAUUCACGUUUUAGUGUAGCCUUGUGCUGCAUGCUGUGUUGAAACGAUCCAUUAGCAGUCUUUUAUUUUCAUAUAUUUUGACUAGCUCCAGUACUUGAAGUGGGUGUCAUUUGUAUGCUUGCAUAUUUUAUGAUUAGCCGAAAAAGCUUCAUGUUACACUUGUACCUUCAUUAAUCAUCAGGUCACACACAGCGGAAGCAUUUGAACAUUUACUGGUUUAUUUAACCCUUUAAGUGUUAUGAAAUAUAUAAUCUACUGCAUCUGCAUCAUGUUAGCAAACUGCUGGUGACAUAGAUUAUAGGUUUCUGGUUGGCUGUUUGAUCUAUGCCAUCUGUGUAUACAUUACCCUGCACAGCGGAGUUGAAAGUUCUGACUGCAAGCACUGAAAGGUUUAACCCUUUUCCCUUGCAGUCUUUUUGCUAUUUUAUUUCAAAUAAUACUUUGAAAUACAUGUUAGUUUUUGUUUGAAGAGAUGUCUAGGCCAAAGCCCAGCAUCCUUUUUUAGUAAGUGAGUGAUAGUCCCUUAAUAGACAUGGGGUACAUGAGCUUACACUUGAAGUUAAUACCUAGGUAUCUAAAUAUGUAGCUAAUAGGUACGAAGAGGACGUUGCAACUAUUCCUAGCUUUGUAAAUCUAUUUUAGUGUCCAUAGUUCAAUUUUACUCCAGAAACUACCCCUAAAGAAGAAAACAUAUUCUGCAAGCUCAUGGGACACUUGAUAUAUUUUGGUGUAUUUUUGGUUUAUCCUCCCAAAAUAGACAAAAAAAGUGUAAUUCUGUGGUUCUAAAAUCUUUCUCAACAUGAUUUAUUGCAUGUCAAUGCUCCGUACUGAAUCAAAGUACAAAUAAGACUGCAGUUCACUCUUUUGUGUGAUGUGCUCCAUAGAGAGAAACUGUGACUCUGCUAUACCGGGAGUCCUCAAAUUACAUACACCCGACAUACAUACAACUCAUACUUACAGACUGGGGCUAUUACAGUAACAUACUAUGGUUUGCUUGGCCUUUAUUAGCAUUUAGCUUUAAUAAACCACCUGCCCCAAUCUCCUUUGGUGUGUGUUGUCUACUGUAGAGCACAGAAAGGUGUUGCAUUUAAUAAGUAAAUGUAUAUGUUUCAACACAUAUACAUACAAAUUCAACUUAAAGGAACUAUCACAAAAAAUAAAAUUAAAUAUAAGCUUCAGCAUGCUGAAAUAAUACGGUUUCUAAAAAUAAUAAUUAAAAAUUCUGUACCGUUUCUGAAAUAACCAGGUUUAUGUUCACUAUUCCUCUCUCCGCAUCUGUUCCUCUCUUCAUUCUGUAUUCAUGCGGGAGUUGGGUGUCAGAUAUUCAUUGACAGUUAGACCUAAUAUAUCUUAUAGGGGGCUCCUUUUGCCUAGAAGAUGUAUUAGAGCUCACUCUAUUAAAAUCACCAGACAUCAUGUCUCUCUACAUGUAGGAUUUGUGCAAAAGGCAGUUAUUUUGUUUGUACUGGAAUCAGUUAUUUGAGUGAGCUCUAAUUCAUCUGCUAGGAAAGGAAGCCCCCCUAUAAGAUAUAUUGGAUCUAACUGUUGAAUAUCUGACACCCAACUGCUGUAUGAAGAGAAACAGAUGCUGAGAGAGGGAUAGUAAAGAUAAACGUGAUUUCAGAAACAAUGCAGAAUAUUUGAUUGUUUCUUAUUUUAGUAUGAUGAAGCUUAUAUUAAAUUUUAAUUUUAUUAAAAAUAUAGAUAGUUCCCCUUUAAGGACCAACCUAUAGUCCCUAUAUCGUUUGUAACCGGGACUGCCUGUAUUUGCUUAUUCUCUUGCACUGAAGAAUGAAAAUCUGUAAAUCAAAUGUAGAAGAUCUAAAAUAGGAAAAGGGAGGAAACCGCAGCCUGAAGUGUUAAAAUACUACACAAAUGUUUCCAUACACAUUUCAUGUACUUUUCAGCAGACUGGGAAACCUAAAGCUUUUACUUUCCUUUUAUUUUUCUAGUUGGGGAAUUGCAUUGUAAGAAUUGGGGAAAGUACAACGGGCUUCCACUCUGCUUACAAUUCUAGAUUAAAAUAUAAUUUAUUUGGAGGGUUUUUUUGGCCUUUGAAACCUUUAGCCAGUUACAGCAUUUUUAUUUUAUAUUAUGAAAUCCAAAUCUUGUUCCUUCACUUUUUCUGCUUGUUUGGUCAACAAGAUUGAAAUGUUGUUAAGCAGAAAAUAUAUUUUUAAAUAACGUACUUUUUUAAUCUUUAAAAAAAAUUUGAAAGCCAGACAACUUAUCAAAGCGGAAAAAAAAAAUAAUUUUUCAACAUUAGAAAUGAAAACACAGCUGUGCAUUCACAAAAUUGUGUAUUUUGGGUUUGAGAAGCACCAAUUUUUAAAUGAAACGUGUUUUUUUUGGUGAAGACGUAAAUAGAAUUUACAUUGUUUAUGGAGACUAUAAUUGCACAAAAGUAAACAGUUUUUUUGUUUUAAAUGCUGUACACAUUUGUAACAGUUUUCUGAAUAUUUUCCUUUUUCCUGUGUUGGUUUUUUUUUUUUCUUUUUUUUUAGUUUACAAAAUAAAGUGAUUUUGCCCUA
This is a messenger RNA of Xenopus laevis (African clawed frog), 3481 nucleotides long. It is a transcript of the gene ormdl1.S, whose product is annotated as ORMDL sphingolipid biosynthesis regulator 1 S homeolog. The record is from RefSeq and is marked provisional. NCBI's taxonomy places the organism in Eukaryota, Metazoa, Chordata, Amphibia, Anura, Pipidae. Gene Ontology annotation, cellular component: membrane; endoplasmic reticulum membrane.